Molecule: messenger RNA, 656 nt
Organism: Xiphias gladius (swordfish)
Lineage: Eukaryota; Metazoa; Chordata; Actinopteri; Istiophoriformes; Xiphiidae
Gene: tmem141
Product: transmembrane protein 141
Exons: 5
Coding region: 104-481 (125 amino acids)
Source: RefSeq, a predicted model, not a curated record
GAAGUUUUAUAACAGCAGAGUCAAGCGUACAGGCUCAGCGAGACAGGCUGAUGUUAAUUUUCCAUGUAAGACUUUAACCUCUAGUUUCAAAACAACCGGCAACAUGGUGAAUCUCGGUCUCACCAGAGUGGACGACGCGCUGGUAGCAAAACACCCGGGUUUAGAGAGUUACGCUGCCUGUCAGUCCCAUGCCUUCAUGAAGGGGACUGGGAGCUUUGUACUCGGUGCUGCUGGCUUAUUUGCCAUUCAGAUGGCUAUACAGAGGAAGCGUCCUUAUCCUCUUCAAUGGAGCCUGCUCAUUUCAGUAGUGGCCUCAUCAGUGGGCAGUUAUGCAGUGACCCGCUGGGAAACACAGAAAUGCUCAGACCUCUGGCUACUACUAGAAACAGGAAAAGUCCCGGACAGAUCGCAGCCGCAGGUGCCUAAACCAGAGGAAUCAAAGGGACUUGAGAAGACAAAAUAUGGCGAUGUAAUGGAUUGAACAUGAUUAUAAAUGAACAUUUUUAUCUAAUGUAUAUAACAACACCUUUUCAGAAAAUACACUAUGCCGGAGAUGUUCAGAUAAGUUUAUUAACCAUCGAGAGAGUGCUGGAUUUAAUUGCAACCAGUAUUUUUUCACUUUUAUUUAUUGAAUACACACCAAGAAUGAAGUGUCA